GGGCCCCGUUCCCGCCUGCCCGCCCCCCGCUGCCCGCUCAGCUCCGUUCCUCCGCCUCCCCGAUGACUGGCUGCGUUCGGCGGGGCGUGGGGGCUGCUCCCGGAGCUCCCUCCCCGCCGCCGUCUCAGAUCAGAGGAAGGUGCGAGGAGAGGGGGAGCCGGUUUACAAUUUCAAACGCAGCCUCCCCGCAGAGGGCUUCAUUAGCAUAUGUCAGGGGGACCGCCGUAUAUAUAUAUAUACACACGCGGGGCGUAUAAACACCACCGCGCCUCCUGGCUCACUCGACUCGGCUCGGCUCAGCUCAGCACGGCUCGGCCCUGCCGGCUCCCCAUGCUUGGGGCCCCGCUGCGCACCCCCACAUGCCCUCCGGGAGAGGCCGGCAGCCGCUUUCCGCCGCCGUGCCCUAGCCCGCUCGCCCCGCUCCCCCAUGGCUCCCCUGGCCGAGGUGGGGGGCUUCCUGGGCGGCCUGGACGGCCUGGGGCAGCCGGUGGGCGCCCACUUCCUGCUCCCGCCCGCAGGCGAGCGCCCGGCUCUGCUCGGGGACCGCCGAGCCCCGCCAGAGCGGGCAGCCCGUGGCGGCGCGGCAGCGGCAGCGGCGGCAGCAGCGGACCUAGCGCACUUGCAGGGCAUCCUGCGGCGGCGGCAGCUGUACUGCCGCACCGGCUUCCACCUGCAGAUCCUGCCCGACGGCAGCGUGCGCGGCACCCGCCAGGACCACAGCCUCUUCGGCAUCCUUGAAUUCAUCAGUGUGGCAGUGGGACUGGUCAGUAUUAGAGGUGUGGACAGUGGCCUUUAUCUUGGAAUGAACGAGAAGGGAGAACUUUAUGGCUCUGAGAAACUAACUUCUGAAUGCAUCUUUAGGGAACAGUUUGAAGAGAACUGGUACAACACUUACUCAUCCAAUGUGUACAAACAUGGAGAUUCGGGGCGGCGAUACUUUGUAGCACUGAACAAAGAUGGUACUCCCAGAGAUGGGGCAAGGUCCAAAAGACACCAGAAAUUCACUCAUUUCUUGCCCCGGCCUGUGGAUCCUGAAAGAGUUCCAGAACUGUACAAAGAUGUCUUAGGAUACAGCUGAGGAGGGAGGCUACUGUGGGGAAACCCCCCACACAAUGGAUCUGUUGCCCCUACUUUCAUGGCAAUACCAGCAUGAGAAACCUGCAGAGAUCUGGGAUGAUGGAUUGGAAGAAGCUACUUUGUGAUAGGCAAACAUCUAUUUUAUAACCUUUGGAUUUAGGAGACAAGCCUUAAAGCUGGCAGUGGACCAUCCUCCUUCAAACCUGCUGAACUGUUUGGUAGCCAGUAACCAGAGGGAAGUUGGAGUGUGACUUUUUAAAAAUAAGAAAAUCUUGGCAAAUUUGUCUGGAUUACCUGUAGUCUGUGAAUUAGCAGAGGGCUACCUGCAUCACACUGAUGAGAUGACAGCUGGAAGAAAUAGAAAUAAAUGGACUGUAAAAUAGUAAUAAAUCCUGAGAACUGUAUAUGAAGUCAUAGUGUCUCCACUUUAGCAAUGGAUCUUAGAUGUUGAUGCAUCAUAGAGCUGGAACUUUUCUUCAGGAUGGACCUAUUUAUACAUCUCCAGAUAGCAUAUAUUUAUUUUAUAUAUUUAUUUAUUAAAGAGUUUAUUUUUUACUGGGAUAUGAAGAGAAUACAAGCCCCUAACCCCAAUGAAAAAUCAUUUACAGUGCCAAUAUUUACACUUGAGUAGUAUCAUGAGGCAGAAAUGACAUUACAUUGCAAUGCAUCCAAACCCUGAACAUUCAUAUUUCAUUGCUUGUCAGUUACAGAUAAGGUUAUAUUUUAUGCACAUACCAUUGCCUUGUGACUGUCCUUAUUUUUUAAAAGAAUGUUUAAUUUUUAAAUUUUUUUACCUAUGAGAGUGCCUUACAGAUCUGUAUUGAAUUCCAAUGCACAUUUAAAAAGGGAAUUAAAGGUUAUUUCACUUUA
Messenger RNA from Pezoporus occidentalis (night parrot), 1947 nucleotides. RefSeq names its product fibroblast growth factor 20 (gene FGF20). NCBI's taxonomy places the organism in Eukaryota, Metazoa, Chordata, Aves, Psittaciformes, Psittacidae. The coding region runs from base 428 to 1078 and encodes 216 amino acids. Gene Ontology annotation, biological process: cell differentiation; animal organ morphogenesis; fibroblast growth factor receptor signaling pathway. Gene Ontology annotation, molecular function: growth factor activity; fibroblast growth factor receptor binding. The record is from RefSeq and is a predicted model, not a curated record. The transcript is spliced from 3 exons. Gene Ontology annotation, cellular component: cytoplasm.